GCAGCAGUGCUGUUAGCGGUGCGGGACAUGACUACACCCAUACACCCAGAAGGCUAAUGCUGAACAAGAGACGGUCAUCCCGGAUGAAGAAGAGUCUCCACUCCUGUCUAUUUCUACUGAGGGGACUCCAUGUAAAGAAAAGCUUCAAAAAAAAGCGCAACUUGCAACACCUCGAGGUGAGAGGAGAAGCAGCGGUUGUGAUAAUGACAUCGUUGAUGUUCUUUCAAACCUGAUUAACACCGGCUUUGAUGCCACGGAGAAACUGAUUCAUGACAACUCGCUAAAAAUUGAGGGCAUCGCUUGGGAAGACUGAUAGAAAACGAGAACAAACCGAGAGGAAUCAUUCUCCAGUUUUCGUCCAGAACCUACCGAGACGCCGUGUGGAAAGCCGCGAAAAAGAAUUCCAUCCUACAGGAGCGCCAUCUACGGCGGAGCGGGAAAGCAGAGCAUCGCCGAGGCUUUGGUCCAAGCAGCUAGAAGAGAGGGGAAAGUCGCCUACUACGCGGGUGGGCGUGGCUACAUCAAUGAGAGGCGGGGCUUUGAUGCUGUACUACCCUGUCUGGAUGGCAACAAUCACAGAACCUAAAACUGGCUUCGAAUCUCCCACUAAAAACCAACGGAUCACGUGAACACCAGGAUUCAUUCACUUUAAAGACACCUGUUUGGGACCCAGCACCUAGUGGCCCACAGUGGUACUGCAAUUCCAGGUGGGAAAAAGUCUUCCACACAGAUUACAGCUUUGACACCUUGAUCUCAGAGGAAGCUUUGGGAGGCAAACAUGAGUAUUUCUGGAGAUCAAAGCUGAGCGGGUCAGGCACGUGGCUGUGAACAAGCCCGGACUCUUCUGGGAUUGCAGAUCCCAGUCCAUUAAUCUGAGCAGCAGACAGAGGGGCUGUAAAAGAGGAGAACUUCCACUUCCUGUUUGCUCUCUCUGUCCAUUGUGGCUUCAGUGAAGCUGAAACAGACUGACGAGAGAAGCUCCAGCUGCUGCAGGCUGCAGAUGAAGAGGUGAGGGGAUGAAUCUGAAGACUGACGGGAACUCAGACACCUCGACUCUGCAUCUGAGAGAUCAGUGAAGGAGGAGGCAGCAUGGAGGCUGUCAGCCCUUCUCUGCUGCUGCUGCUGCUAACCAUCAUGGCAGCAGUCUGUGCUCGCUCCCUGGUCUUGGUAAACUCUGGAGUUCAGGUGCCCAGAGGCCGCAUGGUUUUCAUUACAAACUCUGAGCUGAGCAUCGUCGCCGACGCGGAUGCCGACUGCAAAGUGGAAGUGGUGCUGAACGAACCGGUGACUCAGAGAGUGGGGAAGCUGAGUCCACAGGUGUUUGACUGCAACUUCCUGGAGGAUGAAGUGAAGUACGUCCACAACGGCAGUCCUCUGCUGGACGAGGACACGGUGAUGCUGAGAGUCUACAGCUUCAGGUCUGUGGAUACUCAGAUGGAGGUGGUGAUCUUCAGGGUCCAGGUGGUGGAGACCCGGUCUGGUCUUGUGAUUCUGGGCAGCACGCCACUCGUGGUUCCUCAGUUCUUGGGCUUAUCUAACCCCAUCAACAGCUCUGUGUUGACCAUCAAGGCUGCUGCCGACCGCAUCUGCACUGUCAGGUUAAUGAUCAGCGACACCAGCGUCCCGUCGGCAGGUCAACUGGUCAGGGAGGACAACGCCCCUCAGAGGAAAGGUCGACAGGUGGCGCUGUGUCCUGGAAACAAACCCUGUCUUCAUGACACAGAGACACUCCGUCACCUAAAAACCAGCUGCCAGGACUUCUUAAGCCUGGGUCUGAAGUACCAACACCUCAGUCCUCCGACCCCACAGAUCGACUACGUUUCCUUCAGAGUGGAGCUGCGAGAGCAGGCUACCAGGGCUCUGCUGGAGUCGGAAGCAGUGUGGCUGCCAGUUCUGAUCCACGGUGCGAUGCAGAACCAACCCCCCAAAGCCGGAUUCAUGGCUUCCUUCAUCCUGGAGGUGGACCAGUUUAUCCUGACUCCGUUCACCACCGCAGCUUUGGACGCCGAGGACCACGAGUCACCGCAGGACAAGCUGGUCUUCAACGUGACGGUCCCACCAGGGGAGGGCUACAUCACCCACCUGGAUGACCACACCCGACCCAUUCACUCCUUUAGCUGGUUGGACCUCCACCACCUGAAGGUGGCAUACCAGCCACCCAACAACACCUCCCCCCACCGCCGGGACUUUGAGGUGGAGUUUCAGGCGAUAGACUCCUCCUUCCUUCGCAGUCCACCCAUGCUGGUGCACAUCUCCAUUAGGCCAUCAGAAACCAGCGCCCCCAGGGUGUCCUGGAACCUGGGUCUGGACCUGCUGGAGGGUCAGUCCCGGCCAAUCACGUGGGAGGAGCUGCAGAUCGUGGACAGCGACAACAUCAAUGCGGUGUUCCUGGUGGCGGUGGAUGGCCCUCAGCACGGACGGCUCAGUGUGAGGGGAGGAAAGGCGUUCAUGUUUCAAGUACGAGACCUGAAAGAGGGUGUGGUCGUCUACCACCACUCUGACAGCGACACCACCCACGACCACAUCGUGUUCCGCAUCAGCGAUGGCCGCCACAGCAUCCGACACAAGUUCCCCAUCAACAUCCUCCCGAAGGACGACUCUCCGCCUUUCCUCAUCAACAACGUGGCAGUGGAGGUGCAGGAGGGCGGAGCCGUGCGGCUCGAGGAGUUCAUGCUUCUCGCCUCAGACCUCGACUCCAGCGAUGACCACAUCCUGUUCCAGGUCGUCGCCCCACCUCAGGCGGGGCAGCUGAUCAGGAGAAUCUCCACUCUAGAGAACGCCGUACCAGUGGAUCAUUUCCUGCAGAGGGACCUGACCCAAGGUCAGAUCUUCUACCAGCACUCAGGAGAGGAGACAUUUCUGGAUUCCUUUGACUUCACUCUGGCUGACAGUCACCAGCCGCCACACCUUUCUCAGACAUAUACCAUGGUGGUCCACAUCUUCCCUGUGAAGGACCAGCUGCCAGUGGAGGUUCCUGGCAGCGUCCGCUCACUUACAGUUAAGGAGACAGAGGUCGUCUUCAUCACGCAGGCUCACCUCCACUUCACAGACUCAGAGGACCCAGAGGCAGACCUCACCUUCAUCAUCACACAGCCGUGCUUCAGCCCAACGCGUCCUGAGAUGAUGGACGCAGGUCGUCUGAUCUACAGCGACAGCACCAACGCCAUGAAGAAAGACAACAUGGUGCCAGGCCUGAAGUCCUUCACACAGCAUGCAGUGGGCCACAUGAAAGUGGCCUUCAUGCCUCCCGUGGAGGACAUCGGUGUCGACCCGCUCUUUGUCCAGUUUGUCUUUUCUGUGACCGACCAGCACGGUGGCACCAUCUCCGGGCUCACCUUCAACAUUACCGUCACCCCCGUGGACAACCAGAAACCGGAGGCUUUCACCAACUUGCUGCAGGUGGAGGAGGGGGGAGCCACCUUUGUGACAGAGGAGCACCUGCUGGUCCAGGACCGGGACAGCCGGGAGGAGACCCUGAGGGUGGAGGUCCAGAACACCGCUCUUCAUGGUCAACUGGAGCUCCAGGGUCGUGUUCUGCUGAAGGGAGAUGGGUUCAGUCUGCAGGAUCUGAGAGGUCUGCGCCUCAGGUACGUCCAUGAUGACUCGGAGACCACUGAGGAUGAGGUGGGUCUGAAAGUGACAGACGGCGUGAACUUCGCAGAGGUCGUCCUGCACAUUCAGGUCCAACCCAUAAACGAUGAGCCUCCUCAGCUGGGGUGGGGUCUUCACCGGGAGCUCACCUGUAAGGAGGGGGGCCGGAUCCAGCUGACUGUGGACUACCUGUCCGCCACAGACCGCGACAGCGACGACUCCAGGCUGACCUACAUGCUGGCCCGGACCCCCAACAGAGGAGAGCUGCAGAGAGACGGACUCGCCGUGGACAAGUUCUCCCAGCAGGACCUGCUACAGGGACACGUCUACUACCUGCACUCAGGAGGAGAGAUCGGUCCAGAUCCCGUGACCGACAUCGUCACCCUCAUCAUCUCUGAUGGCGAGGCUGGCCUGAAAGAAGGCUGUUGCCAUGGAGAUCCCCCACCCCCACCUGUCCCACUCCACGGGACGCUUCCUGUGUAUGACCUCAACAUCACAAUUCUACCGGUCAACAACAAGGUUCCCAUCAUCACUCUGGGUGAGAACCUGCUGGUGGUGGAUGAAGGCUCCUACGUUUGUCUCUGUGGAGGAGUUUUGGGAGCGUCAGACCCAGACAGCCCCCCCGAGCAGCUCACAUUUCAUCUGGAGACUCCGCCCCUCUAUGGCUUCAUAGAAAACACGCUGCCAUCAGACGGCUCAGAGAAAAGCAACGCAGGAGUGCCAGUGGAAUCCUUCAGUCUCUCCCACCUGACCUCUGGCUUCAUCAACUAUGUCCAAUCUGAGCACAAAGGGGUGGAGCCAACUGUUGACCAGCUGUCCAUCAGUGUGACUGACCGUGUGCACACCUCUGCUCCGGUCCUCUUUUACAUCAUCAUCAGUCCAACCAAUGAUGAGACUCCUUCUCUGAUGUUUGCUAACUUUACCGUCAAGGAGGGCGGGUUGAGGGAGCUGACGCCCUCCAUACUGGAUGGAUUUGACCUGGAUGCCCCUCCAGAUGUGCUGACCUUCACAGUGGAGCGGGGGCCGGCUCACGGCAGCCUGACCAGCAGCAUCCACGGUUCAGAUAUCAGCCACUACCAGCAGAUGGGGAAGGAGCUUAUGCAGAGGAGUCUCCACCUGUCCUCCUUCACUCUGCAGGAGCUCCGACAAGGCAUGAAGCUCUUGUACAUGCACGAUGACACGGAAACCCUGGAGGACACCGUGGUGCUACGGCUGACAGAUGGCAUCCAUACAGUAGAGGGGACGGCUCAGGUCACCGUGAUGCCGGUCAACGACAACAAACCACGACUGCUCAAGAAUGCAGGUCUGGAUGUGAACUUUGGUGAACUCAGAGUCAUCUCCAGUUUGACUCUAGAGGUCGAGGACUUGGACACGCCCCCUGACCAGGUCCUCUUCAUCCUGAAUACUGAGCCCAGAUUUGGAGAUUUGCUGCUUAAGACAGAGUUGGGUUGGGUCAAACUCUCAGCGGGUCAGAACUUCUCUCAGGACGACGUGGAGAUGAACCGUCUGUGGUACAAACACGGCGCUGGCGUUGGCGCUGAUUUCAGAGGUCGCGACAGCUUCCGCUUCACUCUCAGCGACUUGGACAACCAGGCGCCGACUCAGACCUUCUUCAUCUCCAUCCACAGGGUCCACAAAGGUGAGAUUGUGCUGCGGAGUGAGCCGGUGUACCUGCAGGAAGGGCAGCGAGUCGUCCUAAACACCGACAUACUGCUGGCGUCUGACUCAGCGGGCCGACCUGAUGAGCUGAUCUUCAAGGUGUUGGUCCCGCCUCAACACGGUCUAGUUCACGGCGUUCAGCAUCCGGGAGUGCCGCUGACCAGCUUCACCCAGCUGGAUGUGGCUGCACACCGAGUGUGCUACACCCACGACAACAGUCAUGACGGCGAGGCCGACUCAUUCAGUUUUGUCGUCACCAACGGAGACUCAUCCCGCAGCAGUGCCCUCGUCUUCAGCAUCCAGCGCAGCGACCGCAUCCCCCCCACCCUGCAGCGCAACAGCGGCCUCCGGCUGCGGGAAGGCUCCACUGCAGCCAUUAACAGCCAGCACCUGCAGCUCACCGACCCUGAUACCACCGCCGCCAACCUGAGCUACGUGGUCACCCAGCUGCCCCGGUACGGUGAUCUGCUGCUGAGAGGAACCCCCCUGACGUCCUCGCCGCCGCGCUUCUAUCAGAGGGACGUGGACGAAAUGAACCUGGCUUACCGGCACAACCCGAGCAGCCCAGCAGAGAUCGACAGGUUCCACUUCCUGCCUGGAGACGGAAGUAACCGAGGGUACCUGGAGUUUGGACAGCUGAGGGAGGAGCCUGCUGUGUUCCACAUCCAGGUGGAUCGCGUGGACCGGACCCCUCCCAGCCUGACCAUCAGGCAGAGCCCCAGCAGUGUGGUGGAGGUGAGAGACGGUCGUUCCGGCAUCUUCAUCACCAGCAGACACCUGCAGGCCUCUGAUCCAGGCAGCUCAGCGGAGCAGCUCCAGUUCUUCAUCAGUAGACCUCCACGCCACGGAUACCUGGAAAACGCCAUCACAGGAGCGUUCAUCAGGAGCCGCUUCACGCAGCGGGACGUGGACCAGCGAGCUCUGCUCUUCAUCGUCCCUGCAGACGUGGAAGUGACGAGCGACAGCUUUGAGGUCCAGCUGAGCGAUGCGGCAGGAAACAGCGCUCCGCCGCAGGUACUGGAGCUGUUCUGGUCUCGGGUGGAGCUGUCAGCAAGCUGCUACAGAACAUGUGAGCUAGCAGGAACUCUUCAGAUCCAGGUCCAGCGCAGUGGGAGGAGCUUCGACCCAGCAUAUGUCGCCAUCCAGGUGGAGGAAGGAUCAGCCAAACCAGGCAGAGACUUCACUCACAGCUCCGCCGCUCUGAUUCAGUUUGAUCCAGGCGUCAACUUAAAAACCUGGAACAUUUUCCUGAUCAACGACGGUCUGGAAGAGAACCACGAGACCUUCACCGUCUUCCUGAAGAAUCCUCAAAACGCUGUUCUAGGACAGACAACAUCUGCCACUGUGGAGAUCAUCGACCCCAGACGAGGAAGGUGCAAUCCAGAAGACACAGAGGUGGACAAGGACCGGCGACCUCCUACUCCUCAUCUUCCUGACCCCAGCCCACCUGACCUAAAAGAGGAGGAGGACCCCGUCAUCGAGGUGGAGACAGAGAUGCUGUGGGAGGGGGAUCUUUUCCCGGCCAGAGGGGACGUCCCGGACCGCCACCCCCUCCUGGACUCUGAGGUGGAGCCUCAAGACCAGGCGGCUCCCAGUUACAGAACAACCCCCCACCACAAGGAUCGCCAGAUAGCAGACGGGGGUGCUCACCGUCUGAUGCAGGGAGGUCAGAAGGUGCUGCCGUCUGCUCAGAGGCGAUCUGAAGACAGAGUCUGGACGAUCCAGAGUCUGACUCCUCUCCAGCUCGGGGGGCCGCUGUUGGGAGGAGCAGAGGGGAGAUGGUCACUUCACAGUGGCCUCCAGCAGGACCAACAAGCUGCAGACGCUCCUGGAACGGAUCGUCCAGCAGCCGGACAACAGCUGGAGCUGCACCAGAACAAGACAUCCAGCAGCUCCUGUCCUGAGGGUUGGACGCUCUACAGGGGGCGCUGUUACUCCGUCAGCUCGUCUGUGGCGAGCUGGGCCAGUGCCGACAGAACCUGCUCUUUGCUCUUCAACAGCAGCCUGAGCGGCGCUCAGUCCAGGAGAGACGUGUCCUGGCUGUGGAGGUUGGUAGGGAGGAGGCCUUUCUGGAUGGGUUUACAUGAAGGUCUGGCCCAAUGGAACCAGGCUGACAGUCACCCCUCCUUCAGGCUGACGGGGGCUCACUCUGAGGAUGGUGAUGGUCCCAACUGCAUGCUGGUCAAAAACCCCAGGAGUUGGGUUUCUACUAGCUGCUCUGCUGACAUUCAGCAUCCGUUCAUCUGUUCAUCACCAGCGUCAUGAGACUGAAACGCUCUGGAACUCCUGCCAGCAUCACAUGAUCGUGUCUCCAUCUGACAUCUGUCAUAACGUCAUAAUAAAGAUACAGAAUAAACAACAAUUAUGUGUUUUCAUCAGCACACACAACAGUACACUCUAUGGAAAGCCAAAUUCAUGUAAGCAUCUACAGGAGAUCAUUCAUUCAAAUCUCUGAACCUCCAUCUUCAAUGGAAGGAGGAUAAACCUUCAACACCCGCAGAAAAACCAAACAAAAUAUGCUUUUAUACAAUAAACAUGUUGGUUGUAUUAGGCUAUGGUUACAAAUACACCUACCAUCGCGGGAUGGGGAGGCAUCGGCAAAAAUGUCAAGAUUUUGUGCCACUGCCCUUUUUUUUUUAAAUCUGUUGGCGUGCUCAUGAAUGUAGACUUGGCUGUCAGGUGGCCGUCCGGCGUGCAGAAUGACCUGCUUUUUAUAUCCCCCCGGGGUGGUACUGGAUAUGGAUGCCGCCGUCUGGACACAUUUACACAUCGUCCAGUCAGAGCUGCCGCCGGCUGGCGAUCUGCCCCUCAGAUGUUGUCCAAUUUCGUAAUGGCGUCAUCGCCGCCUGUCUCUGGACUGACACUGACAGAUAAAAUCAUCAGGUCACCAAAAAAGUUGAACUUUUUCUUGAAACCUCUACGGUCACCAUUUAGGUCACAGCAUGGUGGUGUUUUGGGAUAUGUCUUAUCUUAUGUCCAACUCUGUAUGAUUACAUCACAUGAAAAAACAAAUGUAAGCUCUUUUUUCCAGUAAAUGUGACUUUUUCCACUGUUA
This is a messenger RNA of Oryzias melastigma (Indian medaka), 8305 nucleotides long. RefSeq names its product Fras1 related extracellular matrix 1b (gene frem1b). The coding region runs from base 1090 to 7515 and encodes 2141 amino acids. Gene Ontology annotation, cellular component: membrane. The transcript has 38 exons. Gene Ontology annotation, biological process: cell communication. The record is from RefSeq and is a predicted model, not a curated record. NCBI's taxonomy places the organism in Eukaryota, Metazoa, Chordata, Actinopteri, Beloniformes, Adrianichthyidae.